GGUCUAUGGACUCCAGGAAGUGAAAAGUAAAGACAUUUUCCACCUUUCCCUGCAGCUGGUAUAAGAAAUGAGAUUACAGGUGUUUGUGUAAUCGCACUGCGGGGGCGACUGCUGAUAGCGCUGUAUCCCCCUCACCAUAUGGGCACUUCCCGGGACGUCAGGCGGUGCUCAGCUGGGUAUAUAGAGCCCGGGGCCCCUGACCAGGCUCUGCUGAGAUGUUGAGGUUACUGGUCGCAGUGCUGCUCGCUGUAGGCGCGUCCCAUGGCUGCGGGGUGCCAACUUACCUGCCUGGAAGUCGCGUUGUAAAUGGAGUUGACGCGGUGGCGCACAGCUGGCCCUGGAUGGCAUCUUUACAGGUCAUUUAUUCUGGCGGGUACCAGCAUAACUGUGGGGCCAGCCUCAUCACAUCGCGCUGGGUCCUGACCGCAGCACAUUGCAUCAGCCGCCGUAGGACCUAUCGCAUCGUUCUGGGGGAACACGACAGGAGUGUGGAGGAGGGGACCGAGCAAUACUUCCCCAUCAGUCAGGAAGACAUCUUUAUCCAUCACAAGUGGGACGAUUAUUGUCCGGAAUGUGGUUAUGAUAUCGCCCUCAUUAAAUUGUCAGGAGACGCAGAACUCAAUGAGAACGUGACGCUCGGCUGCCUGCCCCGCCCCCGAGGACCGCAGCUCUACGCCAACCAGGAGUGUUAUGGCACCGGCUGGGGAACUCUCUACACCAAUGGCCCCCAGGCCUUAAUCUUACAACAAGCCAUGCUGCCCAUCGUGGACCACCCCCAGUGCACCCAGCCGGACUGGUGGGGCGACCUUGUGGACGAGUCUCUCCUCUGCGCCGGAGGAUAUGGACUAGACCUCUGCAAUAGCGACUCUGGGGGACCCCUGAACUGUCAGGACACUGACGGGCGCUGGUACAUCCAGGGAAUCACCAGCUUUGGCACCGCAACGUGUAACACACUGAAGAAACCCACCAUAUUCACCCGCGUGACCCUGUUCAUGGACUGGAUAGAGGAGAUAAUCGCCAAGAACUGAGCAGCUGCGGCGCAUGUCCUGGGGGAGCAGACGACUCCGACCACAGACUGAACCCCAAAACCUCUACCGAGACAAUAAAACACUUGUAAAAAGAUUUUUGUUUUGCUUUUUA
Hyla sarda is the source of this 1140-nucleotide messenger RNA. Its product is annotated as chymotrypsin-like elastase family member 3B. The record is from RefSeq and is a predicted model, not a curated record. Bases 216 to 1028 code for a protein of 270 amino acids. The transcript has 9 exons. Lineage: Eukaryota; Metazoa; Chordata; Amphibia; Anura; Hylidae. Gene Ontology annotation, biological process: proteolysis. Gene Ontology annotation, molecular function: serine-type endopeptidase activity.